Molecule: messenger RNA, 4751 nt
Organism: Oncorhynchus gorbuscha (pink salmon)
Lineage: Eukaryota; Metazoa; Chordata; Actinopteri; Salmoniformes; Salmonidae
Product: hypoxia-inducible factor 1-alpha inhibitor-like
Exons: 8
Coding region: 163-1221 (352 amino acids)
Biological process (GO): peptidyl-aspartic acid hydroxylation; negative regulation of Notch signaling pathway
Cellular component (GO): cytoplasm; nucleus
Molecular function (GO): [protein]-asparagine 3-dioxygenase activity; peptidyl-histidine dioxygenase activity; ankyrin repeat binding
Source: RefSeq, a predicted model, not a curated record
ACUUGUAGACUCGGCGUUUCUUCGAUCAGAAAGGAAACAGACUAAUUCUGUACAGCAAUGUUUUGAGCACACACCUAGUAUACGGCAUAGUUCCCGUAUAUCGAGUUAAGGGAACAUCUUUUGAUAGUGGGCGAGGGGCAAUCUUGGGUUCGGUACACGGGCAUGGCAACAGUCGAGAAUGAUCCGAAGGCGAGCGAAGGCGGUGCCGCAGCAUUCUCGAAGGUCCACAGUCCUAUCUGGAGCGAAUAUCAACUUCGAAAGUAUCCUUUCCAGACCAGACCGAUACCCAGACUCUCUCACACGGAUCCUAGAGCGGAGAUGCUCAUAAACAACGAGGAACCAUUGGUUUUAACAGACACCAAUCUAGUUUAUCCAGCUCUGAAGUGGGAUGUCGCGUACCUGCAGGAGAACAUUGGGAGCGGGGACUUCUCUGUGUACAUAGCGGAAAACCACAAAUUCCUCUACUAUGACGAGAAGAAAAUGGCCAACUUUGAGAACUUUUUACCCAAGUCUAGACGGAUAGACAUGAAAUUCUCUGAUUUUGUGGAGAAAAUGGAGAAAACGCAGGAAGAGGGAGGAGACGAGAGGGUGUACCUGCAGCAGACCCUGAACGACACUGUGGGCAGGAAGAUCGUGGUGGACUUCUUGGGUUUCAACUGGAGUUGGAUCAACAAGCAGCAGAGCAAAAGGAACUGGGGCCAGCUCACCUCCAACCUGCUCCUCAUAGGAAUGGAGGGCAAUGUUACGCCAGCCCAUUAUGACGAGCAGCAGAACUUCUUUGCACAAAUCAAAGGUUACAAAAGGUGUAUCCUCUUCCCUCCGGACCAGUUUGAGUGUCUCUACCCCUUCCCUGUUCACCACCCCUGUGACAGGCAGAGCCAGGUUGACUUUGAGAACCCUGACUAUGAGAGGUUUCCCAACUUCAAGAAUGUAGUGGGCUAUGAGACUGUGGUCGGCCCCGGAGAUGUUCUUUACAUCCCCAUGUACUGGUGGCACCACAUUGAGUCCCUGCUGAGUGGUGGCGUGACCAUCACUGUCAACUUCUGGUACAAGGGUGCGCCAACGCCCAAGAGGAUAGAAAACCCACUGAGAGCCCAUCAGAAGGUGGCAAUCAUGAGAAACAUAGAGAAGAUGCUGGGGGAGGCACUGGGAGACCCACACGAGGUUGGUCCUUUACUGAAUAUGAUGAUCCAGGGCCGAUAUGACCAGGGAUUCAGCUAGAGGUACUGCCGCAGAACUGUUGCCAAACUGCUGCAUGUGUGUGUGUUCAGUACACACGCCUGAUUUGUGUGUAUGUAGGCGAGCAUGUGUAUAUGUGUGUGCGCAUUUGGGCUGUCAAGCUAGCAGUGCAUGGCAACACUGAGUCACCUUGAGAGACUUGGCCAAUCACACUUUCUGCUCUGCUUUGAUUGUCUGGGAACCAUAGUCAUCGCAACCUCCGCCACCAGUGGGAAGACAAUAGUGGAUGGACAGACUAGCCAUGGACACCCCCAUGCAGUAUGCCGUCAGAGACUGAUACUCUGUUGAUGAACUGUGUAAACUACAUAAUGUAGAGUUGUGGUAUUUGUGUGUGAGUCAAGUGAUGGGUAGCUGUGUAGGUAUCAAAGAAUAACCCCCAAAUACCAUCAAGCCUGUUAACUUGCACAAAUCUUGCCAUUUCCUUCGACCUUUCAUCAACGAGCUGUUUUCACUCAUAGGACUAUUUCCUUCGACCUUUCAUCAACGAGCUGUUUUCACUCAUAGGACUAUUUCCUUCGACCUUUCAUCAACGAGCUGUUUUUACUCAUAGGACUGCUGCUGACUUUGUUUUUUGUUUGUUGCACCAUUCUUGGUCAAUUCUAUACACUGUCCUGGAGGGCGGCCUUUCUGAGAUACUGGAUCCGGCGCCCCUGGUACCAACGAUCAUACCAUGCUCAAAGUCGCUGAGGUCACUUGUUUUGCCCAUUCUAACAUUCAAUCAAACAGUAACUGAAUGCCUCGAUGUCUGCCUGCUUUAUAUAGCAAGCCAUGGCCACGUGACUCACUGUCUUAAUGAACGAUUCAUAUUUGUGAAUGGGGUGGUGUACCUAAUAAACUGGCCGAUGAGUGUAUCAACUGAAUACAUUUCUAGUACCUAAAGUAGGCCUAUUUAUUUUGUGACAAACUUCUAAAUGAAUUUACUGCACGUUCACCCUGAAAGGGAUGAGUCAUAUUUUGGUUAUUCUGUUGAUUUAAUUGUUGACCGUCAGUCAGUAAGCUGACUUGUUUCUGUAUGGUAUUAGUUUUUAGGAGCGAUCAGCAAAAAACAAAUUAUAUUGUGUUUUAUAAACACUGAAAGAGCGCUUGAUUGUGUGAUUGCCUGUACUUGAUUUAUUUAAUUUAAAUGAUUUCUGAACAUUUCUAUGUUAUAAGUAUGUUUUGUAUGAUGGUUUGUGUACAUUUAGGCAUAACUGAUUUUCUGUUGGUGUGUUUUGAAUUUAUGUUAUUAUACAUGGUACAUUUUAAGUCAAGAUUGAGGAUGGUCUAAAAAGUAUUUUAACUUAAUCAAUUGCAAUUGCAAAGUAAAAUAAGAAUAUAACAAGUGUGUGUGCAUGCAACCACACUCAGUGUGUGUCAGUAGAGUUGAAUGAUGGUUGUUAUUGUGCAAUUGUCAAGUGUUUCCAGUGAACACUUCACUUAAACAGGUGCAGUUUAGAAUAUAUGACCGAUUUUAAAGCACAUAUUGGAGGCAUCCCAAAUCGUAAAAUCGUACCCUUUCCCCUGUGGGCCCUGGUCAAAAGAGGUGUACUUUAAAGGGAAUAGUGUGCCAUUUGGGACUUAGACCUAGUGCUGUGUUCCAAACCAGGUGUGUCCUUCAGGGUUGGCUGUUUUCAUUUCAAUUCAGUCAAAUCAGGAAGUUAACUAUUCUCAUUUUAAUUUUUCAAAUUGACCCAACCCUGGUGUCAUAGAACCGUUAAGGUGGUUUCAAGUUAAUGGAGUAAAUAAGUAAAUUACAAGUAAACAAUGUUCUUAAAGCUGUAUGUGUGGGUAGGGCUUUGGCAGUCAUGACAUUUUAUCAGCUGGUUAUUGUCAUGCAAAAGAAUAUUAAUUAACAAUAACACGUUUAGCAUCUCCGGGCCUCUAGGCAUACAAGCCUUGAUGCGCGCCUUUGGAACAUCUACAUUUAAAAAAUAAAUUUCAUAUACACCAUCACAAUAAAGCCAUUUUUUUAAAUUUGUCAGUUCUAAAGAAAUGUAUUUCUGAAGAACAGAUAUGACUUGGCCAACAGUAUGUUAUCUGGCUAUUCUCCAUGCCAUAGGCUUGUUAAUUUAGCUGACAAGAUAUGCUUAUAAGUGCCGUGCCAUUAUUUUAUAGUAAGAUGAAUAUAAUUGAGCUUUGCUAAAUAACGUAGAAAAUUAUAUUUUUCCAUUCCGGAGCGAGUGCACAUAUGAAGUGGCUAUGUUUAGCGUAAAAGUGAUAAUUUGAAACAGGUCCUAUAUGCUAGAUUUAUUGUUAUUUGGCAACUUGAGUCGUGAAUGAUGCAAACCGUAUGAAUCAAAACAUAUAUAUGGCCUGCAUGAUGUGACUAUAUGCUAUUUAUCAUUUGAGAGUCGCAAGCCAGUUUGCACGCUGUUCCUUGCCUCAUGCUGCACAGCUGUUCUUUCAUCAAGUGAUCAUAUUUUCACCCAUCAGAUUGUUCCUCAUCCAGGCAUCACACGUGGUGUUGAUGUGCCUCUUUAGUGGCCUGUAGACAAACAUGUCUAAGGGCUGAAUCCGAUGAGAGCAAUGGGGUGGGAAUGACAGCAUAACUAUUCCAUUUUCUUUGGCAUAAUAGAGUCCAUCAAUGGACAGAUGAGACUCGUGGUUGUCCAAAAGGUAUAAACAGGGCUUCUUCUUUGAGCACCUCGUUUGCUUGACGAAAUGUUUCAGGAAGUCAACAAAGUGCACAUCUUUCAUCUACCCAGAGAGAUUUGCCCCUCCUUUGCUGCCAGGUGGCCCGUUUAUCAGGAAAUUAUUGUGGAAGUUGACACGGGGAAUAUAAAAUAUGGAGGUAUACUAUUCCUUGUGGCUGAGACGGCACAGGCCAGUGUGACAAGGGUUCCCCUUUCAGCGGAGGUCAGUGACCCUACUUGUUUGAAUCCACGUCUGCCCACCACUUUGUCAGGUUUAUGUUCAGUGGUCACCCCAGUUUCAUCGACAUUCCAUAUGUCUCCUGGUCCAAAUUGUUAUUUCUGUAGCACUUCUGCGACAUUGUCGAAGAAAGCAUUAACAUUUUAUCUGUUGAAGCUACUUGCCCUGGCAAGGCUAGUUACCUCUGGCUUUCUCAGUGACAGCGUUGGGUGCCGCUUUAAGAAGCCUGUAAACCACUCCGAGCUGGCCUUUUCCUUUUCUGCCCACAUUGGCGCGAACUUCAGCUGGUGUGCCACAGCAAACUGGUAGGCAAGUCUUCUGACCUCACUUGGCGACAGACCAAAAUAAACGUAAGCUGACCUAAUAAUAUACUGAACAAGCUGCAUCUCCAAAUCAGCUGAAAAAACCUGCCGUGGCUUUGUAUAGCCUACCACGGUUGUUGGCAUGGCUGUCUGACUUUCAACUUCUUUUCUGGUAAACUUUGACAAUACCUAGUCAGAAUAUGGUAAUUUAUGGCAAAAUCCUUCUCUGUACUCUUGAUUUGAUUUGUUCUGCAACUUCACCUGCCUCACUGCCUUUAACAUUAUGCCAGGUCGUGUGCUGCCAUUCUGUCUUUAUUUUAUCAUUUCUAACCUUUCCUUCCUUCCUUCCUUCCUUCCUUC